Chelmon rostratus (copperband butterflyfish) is the source of this 2260-nucleotide messenger RNA. RefSeq lists its product as uncharacterized. The record is from RefSeq and is a predicted model, not a curated record. The coding region runs from base 14 to 805 and encodes 263 amino acids. Lineage: Eukaryota; Metazoa; Chordata; Actinopteri; Chaetodontiformes; Chaetodontidae. The transcript is spliced from 4 exons.
UCCACAGCUAAUUAUGCCUGGAAAAUGUAAAUUCCAAGAUUCCUGGCUCUCCAAGGGAAUUUACAAGGACUGGCUGGUUAAGGACGUGCAGGACAUUCACUUCGCUCGAUGUAGGGCCUGUUGUAAAUCAAUCAAACUUCAGACCAUGGGCGAGGCUGCUCUCACCAGUCACGCAGGGGGAGCUGGCCACAAAGCAGCGGUUCGCAAGCUACUGGAAGCAGGAAAUUUGAUGAUGAUAAAUUCCUCUGGACAGGAGAAUGGCAGCGUGAAUCGGACUGAGGACAGCAAGGAGCAAGUGUCCAUCUGCCUCCAGCGUGACGCCUUGGACAGAAUAACCGGUAGCGACUGGUCAGAUCUGCACCACAGCCCCACAGCAAACUCCACCUCCCACAAUGCAGUGCUGCAGGAUGUGACUUUUCCUGCGGCCUUCUUCACAGCACCAGGCACCUCCAGGCUCACCGGCCAGCGCCUCCACCCGUCCGGCAGCGAGGCGGAGGAAGGGGGCCGCCGGCCGACUCUGCACGACUCAGCCGACCUGUCGAGGCUGGAGCACCAGCAGAGGACAGAAGCUAUGGAGCAGCAGCAGCAGAUGAACAUCCUGGAGUGGGAGAACAGGAUGAAGGUGCUGGCGUGGGAGCAGGAGCUGGUGAAGGAGAAGAGGAGGGUGGUCCGGCAGAAGGAGAAGGCCAUCCGGAUGAAGAAGGCAUACUACAAAGCAAAGCUUAAGAGGAUGGGCGAGGACUUACCGCCAUCUUCCUCCAGCAGCAGCGAUGACGAGGAGAAAACGUCUCAUUUGACAGGAUGAACUGUUUUAAUAGCUGUAUUUGAUUAGUGCUUGUUUCAUCCCUGUAUUCCUUUGUCUAUAUGCUCUGGACUCUUACUAUUUUUCUACUUUGGUUUGUACUUUAAUCAGCUGUUCUUUUACUCAAGGAGGGAAAUUACUUUUCCUGCUAAAUGAUUAAGGCUUCAGUCUGAGGUAGACUGAAGUGGUGAAAAGCAACAUGCUACUCAUCCUGCAGUACUGUUACUUUACGGCAGAAGUGAGAUCACUUGAGUUGCAGGUGACACAAAGACUGAGUGACAUUAUUGCACGUGGUCACAAGGCCGAGCCACCAAUCUGUCUGCAGAGCCUCUGAACUGUGUGAAAGGCAUCACAAUGAAUGAUCCCGUUCUGCGUUAUCUGUCAUUUCAUCACAGCGUGGCUCCAGUAUUCACAGUGAUAAGGUGUUCAUUGAUGUUCAAGGUGACUGAUGUUUAAUGUGUUUCUGUAAAGGUCACAGUCUAUUCUUGGGAGACUGUUCUGCUGAACAACGUACUGAGACUACAGCUAAUCACUGCAGAUGUAGAAUGAGGCAACAAUCCAAAAUGGACAGUACUUUAACUUUAUUUGCAUAGCUUCUGUUUCAGAGCAUGUUCACAUGAGUGUGUACGCUUACAGCGGUUUACUUUGCUUUGUGAAUAAAUUGGCCUUUGAUACAAAAUUGGAGUUGAGGGCAGAAAGGUGACAAAUCAAAGAAAAGAAACGCUUCCGUACCUGGCAGCAGGGAUUUGCUCCCAUUCAGUCACAAGAGCCUUAAUAAGGUCGACCGCUGAUGUUCGGAGACAAAGCUAAAGGUGUAGAAUGCGGUUGAGGUCAGGGCUCUGUGCAAGUUCUUCCACGCCGAACUGAGGAAGCCAGUUCUUCAUGCACCUGACUUUGGGUAUGUUUCAGCAGGAAAGGGUCCUCCCUAAACUAUGACCACAAAUUCUGAAGCAUGCUGUUGGCUAAAACAUUGUUGUUUGCUGUAGCAUUAACUGAGGGUCCUAGCCCAAACCAUGAGAACUGCCCCAGACUAAACAUAGACAAAUGUGUAUCAGUGUCCACAUGCUUUUGCUCAUAUGGUAAAUUUAAUGCAGAUGCUUCUAUAAAGGCAUCGUGGAGUCACUGCAUGGCACCCCGAUUCCAGAAAUGUUGGUCUGCUGUGUAAAGCAUAAAACAGAAUGUGAUAACUUGCUAAUUGAUAUAUAUACAGUGGAAAACAGUAAUAUAUGUAAUGUUUCACCUCAUCAGCUGCGUUGAUUUAUGUAAAUAUCUGCUUAUUCUGAAUUUGAUGCAGCAACAUGUUUCAGACAAAUCAGAACAGGACCAACAAAAGAUGGUCCUGUUCUGGGAAAGUUGUGGAACGCUCCAAAAACACCUGUUUGGAUUAUUCCACAGGUAAACAGGUUGAUUGGUAACAGGUGAUAGUGUCAUGAUUGGGUGUGAAAGGAGCCUCCUGGA